GAGGAAACCAACUGGUUUGUGUCAAGUCGAGACGGACGGAUGUGACAGACGCAAAAGCACCUGUAUUCUGGCAUUCAUGGUGACACAUCCAUGGGCUCAGAGCGGCUGGAGAUGCGUAAGAGACAGAUGCAGGUUCAUCAGGAAGCAGCUGCCAGUGUCCUCCAAGCACGCCACAGAAUGGGAAACAACCCCACUAACGCCUCCAAUGCCUGCUGCUUCUGCUGGUGCUGCUGCUGUAGCUGCUCCUGUCUGACUGUGAGAAGUGAAGAUGAGACAAUCCAGAGGUUUGAGCGUAGAACAGAUGCAACUAACAACUGUGAGGAAAGUCCCAAGCCCACUCCAGAAGACGCCCGCUCCUGGUCAGUGUCAUUUGAGAAGCUGAUGAAGAGUGCAUCUGGGCGCUCCUGCUUCAGGCAGUAUCUGAGGACAGAGUUUAGUGAGGAGAACAUGAUGUUCUGGCUCGCCUGUGAGGAGCUCAAAAAGGAGACCAACAAGACUGUGGUCGAAGAGAAGGUUCGGCAAAUAUAUGAGGACUUCAUCUCAAUACUAUCCCCAAAAGAGGUCAGCUUGGACUCACGUGUUCGAGACGUUAUAAACCGUAACAUGCUGGAGCCCACCUCGCACACAUUUGAUGACGCACAGCAGCAGAUCUACACACUGAUGCAGAGGGACUCUUACCCACGCUUCAUCAACUCCACAGAGUACACGGACCUCCUUAAGAGCCUGGAGGAGAUGCCCCCAGAGCCAUAGAUCGUCCCUUAUUGCCUCACACUUCACCUGGGAAACUGGGUCUAACCUCCUCCUGCUGGAGUCCUGCUAUUUAAAGAAAGAGGAAAUUAACACUCUUUCAAAGUGGUCUUUGUCAGCUAUAAUUGCUGUUUAUUUACCCAAGAUUAGUUUACCAAAUUUCCAUGGAGCAGACAAGAACAAAAUGCUUGUUCUGGCAUUGGUUACAUGUUGGACAGCAUAUCUAUAUUUUUGUAUAUUCCCUAGCGCUUGACAUUGCACUUUUCUACCUUGUUUAAUGAGAGAGAGCAUGUACUAUCUGUGAGCACUGUAUUUGCAUUCAGGCAUUUUGUGAGCCUUGAUGCUGAUGCAUAUUCAGUUCUUGUAGAAAAUGUUAAUUUUCUUUUAAAAGGUAACCGAAGAAGAGAAAGUGCCUUGGAUUAAGAUCUUCUCCUGCACCUUGAACAUGAGUGGUGCCACUUUGACUUUACCGUUUUGGUGCUUUUAGCUCUUCUCAAAGAUCACUUUUUACUACUGGAGCUGAUCCCCCGAUUUGUAGUAGGUCUUACCUGUGUACUUCA
Molecule: messenger RNA, 1307 nt
Organism: Periophthalmus magnuspinnatus
Lineage: Eukaryota; Metazoa; Chordata; Actinopteri; Gobiiformes; Gobiidae
Product: regulator of G-protein signaling 20
Exons: 5
Coding region: 91-750 (219 amino acids)
Source: RefSeq, a predicted model, not a curated record